UGAAUUAGAAAGCCGCUCUUUAUCUUAUCUUUGAGUGGUCCACUCUAAUGCUCUGAAGGCUGAAGUGACCAUGUAAGUAAGCACACACACACGCACGGCCCUUGCGUCAGCCGGUCGAACAGCUGAUUCGGCGGCGCUCGACGAGCGUUUGAUUUGGCAUCGAAGCGCUUGCUACUCGCGACCAUUGAACAGAAUGAUUGGAAAAGCGGGGCGUCGUGGACGGCUCAAGUGAUUUGUUGUGUUUGGCGAUUCGGCCGAGUGGAAAGUUUUCCGCUAUCAAUUGUUCCGUGUUCCGCAUAUUGCGAAAUUGCGAUCCAGCAUCUGUCGGUUUUUGUUUGUCUUUUUUGUCUUUUGCUGCUGAAUACGAAUACAUACGUUGCAUGCUCUCGAGUGAUGAAAUGCUGAUAAAUAAGAACUGAAUUCCGCGUCUAUUGUUUAUGAGAGCUUGUGAAAUUGCCAGCGCAUUUACAUAAUCAUGCAGGCCAGUAAACUUCCGACCAAUCCCCGCGAGUCGGCAGGUAUCUUAUCCUCGCUUAUGUUCUGCUUUGCCCUGCCCAUUCUUUUCAAGGGUCGCAAGCAGACGCUCCAGCCCACGGAUCUGUACAAAACGCUGGAUGAGCAUGGAGCGGAGAGCCUGGGCGAUGAGUUCUUCCGGGCAUGGGAGGACGAAGUGGCUCGGUGCCGGCGGAAGGGUGAUUCCAGCCCUGAACCAAGUGUCCUGCGGGUCAUCGGACGCGUCUUCGGCUGGAGGCUCAUUUUUUCCGGUAUUACAAUCGCCGCCUUGGAACUGGGAACCAGGGCCACAGUGCCGCUUCUUCUGGCCGGACUCAUAUCGGAGUUCAGUGAGCACGGAAAUGGCCAUAGCUACUAUGCCCAGAUCUACGCAGUGCUCCUUAUAGCCUGUAUCUUGGCCAGCGUUCUUCUCACGCACCCAUACAUGAUGGGAAUGAUGGUAAUGGCUCUAACUUUAUGCUUGAGUAAACUUAAAUAUAAUUUGGUUAUUUCUAAAUUCUUGCAGCACUUGGCCAUGAAAAUGCGAGUGGCAGUAAGUAGCGCCAUAUACCGCAAGGCCCUGCGUCUCAGUCGCACAUCGCUGGGGGGUACCACAACCGGACAGGUGGUUAACUUGCUCUCUAACGAUCUCAACCGCUUCGAUCGGUGUCUUAUCCAUUUCCAUUUCCUCUGGCUGGGCCCAUUAGAGUUGUUGAUCGCCUCCUACUUCCUGUACGAACAGAUCGGAAUCGCUUCCUUUUACGGGAUCAGCAUCCUAGUACUGUAUCUACCACUGCAAACCUAUUUAAGCCGAGUAACUUCAAAGCUGCGCCUGCAGACGGCCCUACGCACGGAUCAGCGAGUGCGCAUGAUGAACGAAAUCAUCUCGGGCAUUCAGGUAAUCAAGAUGUAUACCUGGGAGCGUCCGUUCGGGAAACUGAUAGGGCAGAUGCGGCGCAGCGAGAUGAGCUCCAUUCGCAAGAUGAACCUCUUGCGCGGCAUCCUGCUCUCCUUUGAGAUAACUCUAGGUCGCAUAGCUAUCUUUGUGAGCCUUCUGGGAUUCGUCCUAGGCGGAGGCAAACUGACGGCAGAGCGCGCCUUCUGCGUCACUGCCUUCUACAACAUCCUUAGGCGUACUGUCAGCAAGUUCUUUCCGAGUGGAAUGUCGCAGUUUGCUGAACUUCUGGUAUCAAUGCGACGUAUAACUAAUUUUAUGAUGCGGGAGGAAGCAAAUAUAAUAGAUAUGUCGGAGCGAAAGGACGAUCAAGCCGAAGAGGAACAACAUUUGCUAAAAGAAGUGGAGAAGAGGUCUUACCCGGCUCGGAUUGGCACGGAACCAGAUACCUUGGUGGAAAUUAAAGCUUUAAGAGCGCGCUGGAGCCAGGAGCAACAUGAGCCGGUGUUAAACAACGUCAACAUGUCGCUGCGCCGUGGCCAACUUGUAGCUGUGAUUGGACCCGUGGGAUCGGGUAAAUCAAGCCUUGUUCAGGCUAUCCUAGGAGAGCUACCUCCUGAAUCAGGAUCGGUACAAGUCUCGGGCAAGUAUUCCUACGCCUCCCAGGAGCCCUGGCUUUUUAAUGCAUCUGUUCGCGACAACAUUCUGUUUGGCUUGCCCAUGGACAAGCAGCGCUAUCGAACUGUCCUCAAGCGGUGUGCCCUAGAGCGGGACUUGGAGUUGUUGCACGGUGAUGGAACCUUCGUGGGUGAGCGCGGAGCUUCACUGUCCGGUGGGCAGCGAGCGAGAAUAUGUUUGGCUAGAGCUGUGUACCGCAGGGCGGAUGUAUACCUUUUAGACGAUCCCCUCAGCGCAGUGGACACCCAUGUGGGUAGGCACCUGUUCGACGAAUGCAUGCGCGGCUUCCUAGGCAAAGAGCUGGUGAUACUUGUCACCCACCAGUUGCAGUUUCUGGAGGACGCCGAUCUGAUUGUAAUCAUGGACAAGGGUCACGUCUCGGCAUGCGGAACCUAUGAGGAGAUGCUGAAGAGCGGACAGGACUUUGCCCAGCUUUUGGUGGAAAGUACUCAGAACAGCGGCGGAGGUGAUGAGACCAUAACGUCAACGAAAAUUUCCCGUCAGAGUAGCUCUCUAAGCUCUAAAAGUUCAAAUGGAAGCUCAUCCUCGUUAGAAUCCAUGGUCGAAAAGGAAAAACCAAAACCAAGUGCGCCAACGGUGCAGGAGUCCCGCAGUGGUGGUCAAAUCGGCUUGUCCAUGUACAAGAAAUACUUUGGUGCAGGCUGCGGCGUCCUCGUUUUCGCGGUGCUGAUAAUGCUGUGUUUUGGCACUCAGCUCCUGGCGUCUGGCGGAGAUUAUUUUCUCUCCUACUGGGUUAAAAACACCGCCUCUUCGUCAACGGUGGAUAUCUACUACUUCACUGCCAUUAAUGUGGGACUGGUUAUUUGUGCUUUGCUCCGAACGCUGCUUUUCUUUAACAUCACCAUGCACUCCUCCACCGAGCUGCACAACACUAUGUUCCAGGGCUUGUCUCGCACGGCUUUGUAUUUUUUCCACACCAAUCCCUCCGGCCGGAUCCUCAAUCGUUUCGCCAAUGACCUGGGUCAGGUGGAUGAGGUGAUGCCCGCCGUCAUGUUGGAUUGCAUACAGAUCUUUCUCACCCUGACGGGCAUCAUCUGCGUGCUGUGCGUGACCAACCCGUGGUACUUGAUCAACACAUUUGCAAUGAUAUUAGCAUUUUACUACUGGCGCAAUUUUUACCUAAAGACGUCGAGGGAUGUAAAGCGCCUGGAGGCGGUGGCUCGGUCGCCGAUGUACUCGCACUUCAGUUCCACUCUUGUUGGACUUCCCACUAUCCGGGCGAUGGGCGCCCAACGAACUCUGACGGGCCAGUAUGACAACUACCAGGAUCUGCACAGCUCCGGCUACUACACUUUUGUUUCUACCAGUCGUGCCUUCGGUUAUUACCUUGAUUUGUUUUGCGUGGCAUACGUGAUAUCGGUGAUACUGCACAACUUCUUUAACCCGCCUCUACACAAUGCUGGCCAGAUAGGCCUGGCAAUUACCCAAGCAUUGAGUAUGACGGGAAUGGUGCAGUGGGGCAUGCGUCAAUCCGCAGAGCUGGAGAAUGCAAUGACCUCAGUGGAGCGAGUCUUGGAGUACCAAGAUCUUGAGCCUGAAGGGGAUUUCAACUCGCCUGCGGAUAAGCAACCUCCAAAGAGUUGGCCCGAGGAGGGAAAACUGAAGACCAAGGAUUUGAGUCUGAGAUAUGAGCCCGAUCCCAAUGCCGCUAGUGUGCUGAAGCGGCUGAACUUCACGAUACAGGCGAUGGAGAAAGUGGGCAUCGUAGGACGCACAGGUGCGGGAAAGUCCUCCAUUAUCAAUGCACUUUUCAGACUGUCCUACAACGAUGGAGCAAUAAUCAUCGACAAUCUGGACACAAAGGUUAUGGGUCUGCACGAUUUACGCAGCAAGAUCUCCAUUAUUCCACAAGAACCCGUCCUGUUCUCCGGGACAAUGCGAUACAACUUGGAUCCCUUCGAGCAGUAUCCCGAUGAUAAGCUUUGGAAGGCUCUUGAGGACGUUCACCUCAAGGAGGAAGUUUCAGAGUUGCCCACGGGUCUGCAGAGCAUCAUAUCUGAGGGCGGGACCAACUUUAGCGUAGGCCAACGGCAGUUGGUCUGCUUGGCAAGGGCCAUCCUGCGCGAAAACAGAAUUCUCGUUAUGGACGAGGCUACGGCAAAUGUGGAUCCUCAGACGGACGCCCUGAUUCAGGCCACCAUUCGAAACAAAUUCAAGGACUGCACAGUACUUACGAUAGCCCAUCGUCUAAAUACCAUCAUGGACUCCGACAAAGUUUUGGUGAUGGAUGCUGGUGAAGUCGUCGAGUUCGGUUCUCCAUAUGAGCUGUUGACCCAGUCAGAGGCUAAAGUAUUCCAUGGAAUGGUUAUGCAAACGGGAAAGGCCAGUUUUGAUCAUCUACUUAAAGUUGCCGAAAAUGCCAAACAAAACCAUAUUUGAAACCAAUAUCUACCAUAUUAAUGUGUUAGUCUACGUAAUGUAAUUGGGCUGAAUUGUUAAUGGAUGUGGAAUUUUGAUGUCCUGGAUAAUGAUUGUAAAAUACAAAUCGUUUGUACUUAAAGGAGUAAGAAAAAUGGCAAUGUGUUCUUUUAAAUAAAAUGAUACUUAAAUUAA
This is a messenger RNA of Drosophila teissieri, 4639 nucleotides long. Its product is annotated as probable multidrug resistance-associated protein lethal(2)03659. The coding region runs from base 476 to 4465 and encodes 1329 amino acids. The transcript is spliced from 5 exons. NCBI's taxonomy places the organism in Eukaryota, Metazoa, Arthropoda, Insecta, Diptera, Drosophilidae. The record is from RefSeq and is a predicted model, not a curated record. Gene Ontology annotation, cellular component: membrane. Gene Ontology annotation, molecular function: ABC-type transporter activity; ATP binding; ATP hydrolysis activity. Gene Ontology annotation, biological process: transmembrane transport.